UAUAAUAACGUUGGCAACAGUGCUAUGUGUUUUAAAGUAAUUUGGUGACCCUGAAAACCUGACAACUGACAUCAAAUUUUCAUAAUGUUGUGGUUUUAGAAGCAAGUUAUUCACAAUCGGUACCAUCGCUUUCAUAUGAAGAUUUUCAAAAACGAAUAUUCAAAGAAAUACAGUCCAUAAAAGUUGGAUUUACCAAAUUAGCACAAACUAUUGAACAAAAUAAAUGUCGCUGUGAGAAGGAAGAAGAAAUUGAACCAGACGAUGCGCUAAAAUAUUUUCCUCUCAAGACCACUGUAAAUGUGCAGAAAAUGGAAAAUAUUUUAGACAAAAAUGAAUACAAAAACAGAUUGAUUACUACGUUCAGUCGCAUUGGUGGUCAUAAAGUUGAGGAAAUUACCAAACUAAUCCUGCGCAAAUUGUUCGUGGAUGACCUGGCGCGGCAAUAUAGUUGGAUGGGAGCCAAAAAGAAACUGGUUUUUUCCAAUUUGAAGCUGUCAGAUGUGAUAUUAAAAGCUGUUCGAAAAAAUACUGUGGGGAAAAAUAGUACCGAAAAAGAUAUCAUUGAUAGCAUAAAAAAUUGGUUGCGUCAUGCGGAUGCCCGGAGUAAAAACCAGAAACGUCACCAGGAAAAUAGAACAAAUAAGGAGAAUAAUGACGAAGUCCUGGAGGAUGGGGCAGAAGUGGAGGAAGAGAUACGAGAUUCUGAGUAGUAAUAAAUUAUAUGUAG
This is a messenger RNA of Photinus pyralis (common eastern firefly), 727 nucleotides long. RefSeq lists its product as uncharacterized. Lineage: Eukaryota; Metazoa; Arthropoda; Insecta; Coleoptera; Lampyridae. The record is from RefSeq and is a predicted model, not a curated record. The coding region runs from base 309 to 710 and encodes 133 amino acids. The transcript has 6 exons.